AUGGCUAUAACUUGGAUGCUUUGCAUUGCUUCCCUCCUCUCUUUCUUGACAACCGUCGAUUCAAAGGUCCGCGGUGUUUACACCGCUGGCCCUUGGCAGAACGCUCAUGCCACCUUCUAUGGUGGCUCUGAUGCCUCUGGAACCAUGGGUGGUGCAUGUGGAUAUGGAAAUUUGUACAGCACAGGAUACGGAGUGAAUAAUGCAGCACUAAGCACAGUACUUUUUAAUAGUGGACUAAGCUGUGGUGCUUGUUUUGAAAUAAAAUGCACUGAUGAAAAAUGGUGCAACCCGGGUAACCCAUCCAUUUUCGUAACGGGUACAAAUUUCUGCCCGCCAAAUUACGCUUUGCCAAAUGAUAAUGGAGGUUGGUGCAACCCGCCCCGGCCCCAUUUCGACCUUUCCAUGCCUGUGUUCCUCAAAAUUGCGCAGUAUCGAGCCGGCAUCGUCCCAGUUACCUAUCGAAGGGUUCCAUGCAAGAAACAAGAAGGAAUAAGAUUCACAAUCAACGGUUUCAAUUACUUCAACAUGAUCAUAGUGACUAACGUGGCAGGCGCUGGUGACAUCCAGCAAGUUCAAGUCAAAGGUACUAAAACUAAAUGGAUAAUUAUGAGUCGAAACUGGGGGCAAAAUUGGCAAUCCAAUGCUUUGCUAACUGGUCAAGCACUUUCAUUUAAAGUCAAAACAAGUGACCGUCGCUAUGUUACCUCAUACAACGUGGCACCUUCUAAUUGGCAGUUUGGCCAGACCUAUCAAGGCAAAAAUUAUCGAGUUUAA
Molecule: messenger RNA, 774 nt
Organism: Solanum stenotomum
Lineage: Eukaryota; Viridiplantae; Streptophyta; Magnoliopsida; Solanales; Solanaceae
Product: expansin-A3-like
Exons: 3
Coding region: 1-774 (257 amino acids)
Biological process (GO): plant-type cell wall organization
Cellular component (GO): extracellular region
Source: RefSeq, a predicted model, not a curated record